Molecule: messenger RNA, 453 nt
Organism: Protopolystoma xenopodis
Lineage: Eukaryota; Metazoa; Platyhelminthes; Monogenea; Polystomatidea; Polystomatidae
Source: the annotation of a GenBank genome assembly
AUGAUAGGAGAGGUCCAAUAUGGGGGACGAGUUACGGAUGACUACGACAAACGUUUGCUCAACACAUAUGCUCGAGUAUGGUUCUCGGAAAAUAUGUUUGGUGAUGCCUUUGAGUUCUACAAGGGCUACAAAAUUCCUCGCUGCCGGACUUUAGAGGAUUAUCGCAGCAAGAUUGAUACUUUACCUCUUGUCGAUUCACCUGAAUGCUUUGGCCUCCAUUCAAAUGCUGAUAUAACUUAUCAAACAAACAACACAGAUGCCAUGCUCUCCACCAUAGUAAAUAUACAGCCCAAGGACAGUGGCGGAGGAGGUGGAGAAACAAGAGAGUCUGUGGUAUAUCGAUUGGCGGAAGAUAUGCUGCAAAAGCUUCCCCAAGACUACAAUCCAUAUGAGGUAAGGGGGCUGAGAGAACUAUUUAUUUACUCAUUAAUAAGUUCGAACUAUUGCAGCUGA